AGGGAAACAUCAUGGGGAUAGGGGCAAUGAGGGAUUAACGUGAUAAACGUAGCUAUGGUGUCAAAAUCGCUUUUGACAUUUAAUGGCCCGUUUCCUCAAAAUACCUGGACACUGUACACCUGGAAUACGCCAGGGAAUAUCACUGAGAAACAUAAUCAACAGCGGGUUGCUGUUAAAAAAUUGCUUUGUUUGAACACGUAGCAGCUCGACUUUGGAAGGUAAUACUCUCUUCUCUCCAUUUAACGUAGACGGGUAAGACGCCAUAAUGAAGAAACGGGUUCUCACGAGAUUUGACGAGAAGCAGAUGGAGCUUGACCGCAUCAAGGACGACUUCCGUCGUUACCUCGGCCGGUUGAACAGUCUGAGACUUCAUUACAGGGAUUGGUUUGACAGACAAUUCCAGUCUUUUCUCGAUGCUAUUAAAAUUGUGCAGCUAACAUUCCCUUGCCUCGUGCCUCGAGAGAUUGUGUACAUGUCUCAGUUUGAACAGACGCUUGAGUUUGUUAAAAGGCUCCCCCAAAAUGGCAAAACGUUUUGCCGCAACUUCGACAAAAUGACGCAGUUUCAUGGAUUCUGGAAUAGAUUCUGUGAACUGAAGAAGGAAGGAGACGUUCUAAACGCUUCAAUGUGUGCAUUCUGUGAUAGUAUCACACGUUUACGUGAACCACAGCUCAGACUGGACAUUGAUAAAAUGCAAUCUCGCCUCGACCAAGCCAGCAAACAAGAUUUUAAUUUCACUGAACUACACAACGAGAGAGAUAAUUUGUUUGUGUAUCGGAUAGCUGGCCAUGACGACAAACUCCAACCUCUUGUUGGCUACCUACCUUAUCUACUGAAGAUCGCUACUGGCAUCUGUUACUGGUCGACUAAACUUUACAUAGAGAAGGAGUAGUUAUUGCUCAUUUGAAAGAGGGACAAAUCUCAGUCUGUUGCCUGUUUCUAGUUUACUUCUCUGCAUUACAGUUAAUGCAAGGCGUGAAAAGGAAGCAUUGUCUGUGUGUUUGGGAUGUACAUAUAAAUAACAAAGUGUCCUCGAAGAACUUUAAUCAAAAGUGCUGACUGUUAGUUAUCCAGAGCUUAGUCCUCAAUAAGUGAGAACCGUAUUAGUCUUGUUAUUAUUUAUUCAUUUAUUUAUUUUAACAAUUACUUUUAACGUUAUAGAUAAGCGAUGAUUUUGACAACCAGGCCAGUCGUGACAUGUUGUGUCCGCCACCCCUGGUGCUGGAAUCGGAUUAUAGCUAAAACUGCAAUGUGUAGAAAUGGAACCGAUAGCGAAAAACAGAUUGGCGAAAACGACGCCUGGUUUGGUUAAUGUGUUACCAUUUUGACGCGGUGCUGUUUCCGCUUGAUCCCCUGACACCAGUGGUACUCUGUGAUAUAUGCUCAAUUUGUUUUGCCACAUAGUAUUAGGACGUCCUUUCCAGUUAUGUUAUGUCUGCGCGAUCCCCUGCCUCGUUAUAACAAAAGGCGUUGAGAAUGGUACUUGUUGUCACCAUUCCUGGCGCUCGUCAUUAAGGGACACAACAAGAAAGGGUCGGCUAGGAAUCAGUUUAAUGUGUCUGAGUAGUGUAUAUGUAACACCCAAUCUGUGCAACUGUGCAUUGCGUGCACUGGGCAGACCGUUUACCCAAUGCGUGCAAUGAGCAAUACAGCUUGCCCAAUGCACGCGAUGUGCAAACAAUUAUCUUCUCAUUGCAUGCAAUGGGCAAUAGUUAUGAAUGAAAAAUAAUUCUCCAAAUAUUUCACAAUAUGGGCAACCAGCUUGCUCAUUUCACGCAAUGGGCAGGUAAUUGUUCUCCUCAAAACACGCAAUUGAAAUUAGUACUGUUUUACAUGUUUGGUUUUUAAUAAAGUAAACUAUUAUUAAGUCAGUAAACUGUAAUAAAUAACAACCAAACAACCAUAAGCGCGCAAUGGGCAGUUGCACAGAUUGGGUGUAACACACAUGAUAAUCUGCGGCAUGGUAUCUCAGUGGGCAAGCACUACAAACGCGGCAUUAGUUCGGGUUCACAAAGAGCAUAAUCGAAAUGAAAUAGAUUUGAAAUCGCUAGCGGAUCCGGUGCGGCCAUGGGUCGCACCUCUGCGUUCGAGAAUGUUUGCAGAAAUCAACUGAAGAAAGAUAAGUGACAUUUCAAGUGUGUCGAGAGACGUAAUGUAACGACACGUUUUAAGCCAUAAUUGCCAUAACAGAUGUUGUUAUUAGAAGUGACACGACAUUUGUCUUUGUUAGUUUACUAAUGGCGUCCACCUUUCCCACCUCAUAUAUAUAAUAUGUCCGAUUAAUCUUUGACACUAUCGGUAGAGGUGAGACAUCAAUGCGGAUGUAAUUUGACAUAUAUUUUCUCUUCGUGUCACAGACUAACUGGCAUAGAUUACAGUCCAUUUUGAAAAAGAAAUGAAUGACAAUGUACUUGGAAUAUCUUUAGACAGUCAGUAAGUAGAUGAAGACACCUUUAUUAGUUGGCUUUGAAAAGUUACACUUUCGCUAUUUUUAAAAAUAAAAAUAAAAAAGCUUUCAAAUAUUUUACUCCCAAUGUCGAUAUUUCUCUCCGUAAAGACCAGACAAAGCUUGUAUGAAGGUGACCUAAUCAGUAAUUCAGUUCGGAGGAGUCCUGUGUUGCGCAUAUGACUUCCCUGGUAGUUUCAGAGCAGUCUAUCAAUCAGCGACAUGCGAAUUUAUUUAAUAUGUGAUUGCCAGUGGAGCCGAAUUGUUUCAGAAAGCUGAUAUUUGCUCAAAACCCACACAUCCUAAAUGUUGAUUCGUUAACUAUGUAUCUGACGUGUCUCCCCGUGGUUGUCAGAUCAUGAUGCAGAGAGGUAUACCGAAUCAGGGUUAUGAUCUGAGACUGAAAAGAGAAAUGCAACAACUCCUGUGAAAUUCACAAUACCAGCAAUGGAUGUCAGCAGGUGUUGGAACAUGUAUAUUAAUGCACAAUUGUAUGGAAUAUUUUUUUAGGUCAAUUAAUGACAUGUUAUAAUGUGGUAAAGAUUUGU
Molecule: messenger RNA, 2994 nt
Organism: Haliotis rufescens (red abalone)
Lineage: Eukaryota; Metazoa; Mollusca; Gastropoda; Lepetellida; Haliotidae
Exons: 2
Coding region: 266-892 (208 amino acids)
Source: RefSeq, a predicted model, not a curated record